Thlaspi arvense is the source of this 519-nucleotide messenger RNA. NCBI's taxonomy places the organism in Eukaryota, Viridiplantae, Streptophyta, Magnoliopsida, Brassicales, Brassicaceae. The record is from the annotation of a GenBank genome assembly.
AUGAGUUUUGUUUUCUUGCUAUCCUCUACUUCGAUUGGAUACGCUUCGCUCUCUCGGCUUACAAUUUUCUCACUUGCGGCAUCCGAUUGCUUCGAUUCGGCCAGGCCGGAAAAACAUUCCUGGAUCAUAGUUUAUGAAAGAGAACGCUUAAUGUUUUUGUGGGCGGUGAACAAUGCUGGAACAGCUGUCUUUAAAGAAAUCACAGAAGUAACUGCUGAAGAUUACUCAACAAUUAUGGGCACAAACUUUGAGUCAGCUUACCAUCUAUGUCAGCUGGCACACCCACUUCUCAGGGCAUCAGGGAAGGGUAGCGUUGUCUUCAUCUCUUCUAUUGCUGGUCUCGUAGGCUUGCCACGACUUUCUAUCCAUGCAGCGUCUAAAGGAGCAAUUAAUCAAAUUACAAGGAGCUUGGCUUGCGAGUGGGCAAAGGACAACAUUCGUGUAAAUACGGUGGCGCCAGGAGUUAUUAGUACCUCACUCGCGGAGAAAGUUGCGGUAUUGCACUAUCAUUUUUCUUAA